Messenger RNA from Physella acuta, 495 nucleotides. Its product is annotated as large ribosomal subunit protein eL33-like. Gene Ontology annotation, cellular component: ribosome. Gene Ontology annotation, molecular function: structural constituent of ribosome. The record is from RefSeq and is a predicted model, not a curated record. Gene Ontology annotation, biological process: translation. NCBI's taxonomy places the organism in Eukaryota, Metazoa, Mollusca, Gastropoda, Physidae.
CCGUAUACUACGCAUGCGUGUUAAGUUAAGACUUUCCGGUAAUAGAGAGCUCUCUUUCUUUCUAUUUCCGGUUCGUGAAUAGGGUUUCACAAUGGCCGAGAAACAAUCACAGCCGAAUGCUCCCAAAAAGUCAGGAAGGUUAUACUGUAAAGCUGUAUUCACUGGUUACAAAAGAGGACACAGAAACCAGCAUGAAUCUAUUGCUCUUCUGAAAAUUGAAGGUGUCAACACUAAGAAUGAGACAGAUUUUUACCUUGGAAAAAAGUGUGCUUAUGUCUACAAGGCCAAGAGGCUGACAGCCUGUCCUGGUCAUGAUAAACCAAGUCGGCUUAGAGUUAUCUGGGGCAAAGUAACUCGUCCCCAUGGUAACAGUGGUGCUGUUAGAGCCAAGUUCAGGAAGAACCUGCCAAGCAAAGCAAUGGGCAGAAGAAUCAGAGUGAUGAUGUACCCAUCAAGAGUAUAGAAUGAGUUCCAGAUUAAAAUGUUAUAACAUUA